AUGGCUGCAUACCGCAUACCUGGCAUUGCUGGCGCAAUGCUGAAAGCAGGCAUCUCCGGAACGCCAAAUCCGCUACCGGCAUCCUUCCUCCGCGGAGGCACAUCCAAAGGCGUCUUCAUCAACCGCGCACACCUCCCCACUGAGCGAGCGAACUGGGAUAGAGUGCUCCUCGGCCUCAUGGGCUCCCCAGACGCCCAAUACGGCCGCCAACUGAACGGCAUGGGCGGCGGCAUCUCGAGCCUCUCGAAGGUCUGCGUCGUUGGCCCGCCUCCGCCUUCUGCUGCACGGGACGUCGACGUCGAGUACACGUUCGUACAAGUCGGCAUCCGCGACGAGCAGCUCGAUUACUCGGGAAACUGCGGGAACCUGUCGAGCAUGAUCGGCGUGUUCGCGCUCGACCAGGGUCUGUGCGCGCCUCGCAAUGUCGCGGGUGGGCUCGGCACCGUGCGCUCGCUCAAUGCGAACACGAACAAGAUUAUCGACACCACAUUCCCCGUCUCUCCGCAUGCUGAGCUCGGAUACGUCCCCGAGCUCGGGCUCGAGCAAGUCUCAAUUGCGGGCGUACCGGGCCUUGCCUCGCAGAUCAUACUGGACUUCGUGUCUCCAGCAGGCGCGCGCAGCGGCGUACUGCUCCCCACGGGCAAUGCGAUAGACGAUAUUGUCCUGAGCGGCGGCAAGAGCGUCCGCGCGUCGCUCGUAGACGCGGCGAACCCCACGGUUCUCAUCACCAACGGCGAUUUGCGCGUGGCGCUGGGAGCGUCUACCGACACAGUUGACAUCGAAGAUGUCUCUGUACUCGGUGUUCUCGAGGAGAUACGCCAGGCCGGCGCCGCGCGUAUGGGACUGGACCCGUCCGCUCAAGCACAGCCCAAGAUCGCCGUUAUGAGCGCACCGCGCUCUGGCGAGGACGAAGGAACACAUCUGGUUGUGCGCGCGUUGUCGAUGGGAGUACCUCAUAAAGCCAUACCCAUCAGUGUUGCGCUGUGCAUUGGCGUGGCCGCGCGCACACCGGGUACCCUUGUCGCUGAGCUUGUGGCCGGCGCUGAUGCUGGUGGAAAGCUCUUCCGGAUACGGCAUCCGGGUGGUGUGGUUGACGUUGGAGCGGAUGUUGCGGAGGACGGAGAAGCGAAGAGUGCGAAGGUUAUGAGGACAGGGAAGAGGCUGAUGGAGGGGGCGGUGUGGUGGUGA
Peniophora sp. CBMAI 1063 is the source of this 1188-nucleotide messenger RNA. The record is from the annotation of a GenBank genome assembly. Lineage: Eukaryota; Fungi; Basidiomycota; Agaricomycetes; Russulales; Peniophoraceae.